AUCAAAGUUCGUCGGAGGUUGCUUUGUUGCAACCAUCCGAAGGCAUAGUUUUUGACUUCCCGUUGAGGUACAACCGACGACGAUUGAUUAUGACAGAUCGUCUUUAAAGUCUUUUGGAAGGCUGACAAUGCCAUCAAUAUUUUUCGUAGAAGGAAAUAUCAUAAAGUGACAGAGAUAGAACAGAGAGAGAGAGAAAGUAGAUAUUUUUCGUAGGUGAUUUGGUGAGAUUUGAUUUGAAAGAUUUGUUCAGUUUAUUUGGUCAGUAAAAGAAGCUCAGAAGAAGAGAAGGAAUGGGGUGGUGGAGAGAGAAAACGAAGAGGUUGGGGCUUUUGAUCUUCGUCUGCUUGGUUUUGGCUGUUGUAGCAGUUGAAGCGACGUCGUUUAGAGGUGGAGAGUUACGAGGGGAAAGGCUUCACAGAAAUGCUUAUGCGACGAUGAUGUACAUGGGGACUCCGAGAGACUACGAGUUCUACGUUGCGAUCCGAGUGAUGCUCAGAUCUCUUUCCAAGUUCGCCGUCGAAGCCGAUCUCGUCGUCAUUGCCUCCCUCGACGUUCCUCUCCGUUGGGUCCAAGCUCUGCCUUUUGAUUUUCCUGGAAGCUUCGCAAUAUUGAGAUUGAGUGGGGCCUGUUCGUGGGACCACCGGAGUGGGACCAUCGGAGACAGGCAGUCUCCGAUGGUUAAACCCUUGCUAUUUGUGGCUCAACGUCAAAGGGAACAGGAAGAUGGAGCAAGAGUGGUGAGAGUGGAGAAUCUUAAAAAUCCAUACAGGGACCAAAACAAUUUCGAUUCGAGAUUUAAGUUAACACUAAACAAACUGUAUGCAUGGAGCCUGGUGGACUACGACAGGGUGGUCAUGCUUGAUGCCGACAACCUUUUCCUCCAAAAAACUGAUGAGUUGUUCCAGUGUGGCCAGUUUUGUGCUGUGUUCAUCAACCCCUGCGUCUUUCAUACUGGCCUUUUGUAUUGCAGGUAA
Ilex paraguariensis (yerba mate) is the source of this 974-nucleotide messenger RNA. The record is from the annotation of a GenBank genome assembly. NCBI's taxonomy places the organism in Eukaryota, Viridiplantae, Streptophyta, Magnoliopsida, Aquifoliales, Aquifoliaceae.